AUGAAAACAAAAGAAGAUAUCUUUUUCACAAAAACCGUGCAAGAUGAGACAAGUUGCGCUUCGACAUGCAAUGCUAAUACCCAUUGUCAUUCUGCGCUGUUUGACAGGAUUUCAAAGAAGUGUUCUCUACUGAGAGCAAAAGAGAACUUUCAGAGUCAGGACACCGUUGAGCCAAGAGAGAAAAUACUUCUGGAAAAGGUGAGCUGAAAGUUUGCAUUAUUUUCGUGUAAUCACCUGCAAAUUCUAACAUCGUUUACACCCAGCUGAAUGAGAUGAAAUCGCAGAUCGCCACCAUUUCGGAACAAGUUACAGCUUUAAGGCACUACAUACAUUUUCUACAUAAAAAAACAACGUAUCUGCAUGGAAAUAGAGGAAAAUCAAGAUAAAAUACUGUAACUUGAGUAGAAUCGCAUUAGAUAAUAAAAACGUAUGUUGUGAAGAUUCUGCCUUCACGUUUGUAAUUGAAAUUAUGGUAUAAGGCAGUUUGGCAAUCAUUUUUCUUUCUCUGUCUCUCGCUCAUGGUUUAAAGGCAAAAAAAUAAAAACUGUGGCGCGGCUGUAAGUGUAACUGGCUUGGGCGACAGCUGCCACAAGCAUUGAGGUCAUGGAAAAUGAACAGCUUCAUUUCAUCAAAAGCAAACAGAUUAAAUUUGAAAAACAAUAUCAUCCAAUUUUUCUCAGGAAAAAAAAUAAUAACCCGGCUCCUGUAUUCAUGUAGGUGGCCAUUGUUGCGAACAACAAGCAUGAGUCAUCCGAUAAUUCUGCCGCUAACGAGAGUAAUGGGAACACAACUGCUGUUAGAGGUAAGAGGGGACAUAAGACGACAACCGGUAACUAGGUCAAUAAAGGGGGUACUUUUUUAAAGAAACUGUGGUGCUGCGUCGGAGGAGGAGUAUAGCAGAUAACUUGACUUCAUGAUGCAAAUUGGCCACCGUAAAGAGUUUCAAAGCUGACGUUUUUAGCGUAAGUCCUUCGUCAGAGUGAUUCGCUCUAUGCAAUUCCUCCAUUAGUUCUAACGAAGGGCUAAUGCCCGAAACGUCAGCUUUGCAACUCUUUACGGUGGCCAAUUUACAUUAUCAACUCAGUUGAUAGAAGAACCAAAUUACCUAAGGGAAAUAACAGUCCUAAUUAAUCAGAAACCUUCUUUUCAGCCUCUCCUCAGGUCAGGUUUAAGGAAGUGGUUGAAGGAAAAAAAUACAGAACAGUAUCGAUCAAGGAGAGGGUGUACAGUCAAGUGCCUCGCUUUCCAGAUUAUUUUUGGCGGUCUGAUGAUUAUAUAAAAAUAAGAGACAUAAGAAAGACAUAAUUGACACUUGAUUAACCUUGUCGCCUCAUUUCAUUCUCUGUUAUCCUCUCCCUUCGUCAAGAACAAAUUCAAUUUCAUCAGUAGAUGAAAUCAAUAUUCGACAAUUUUUACUGCGAAACAUAUCACUAACCUUCUAUUUUCUUUGCUUGCAUAAUAGGUCAAAACGUCAAUGCCUGGACGUCUUGUCAUGAAAUCCUGCAAAGAAAUAGGUAUACAUUAAAAAAAAAAAAAUAGUCAAAACAUUCAUAUAAGCAUCUUAGUGAAAAAUAAGAAAGGCCCCGCAAGUGUCCCUGUAAUGAUCUCCGUUACCAAAACAAUGAGAGCCUCUCCCCUUCCACCCACCCCCUCCCCACCCUUUCGAUUUACCUGCUGAGGAAGGGAAGGGGGGGGGGUUAUGUUACACUUCUUAGAAACCUUUGUGAACUCUCUCCCUGAUCAUUUAGUCAUUUCGAGUCCAGGUCCAUGGAUCAAGCAAAGUUCUAAACGGGUUUCAUUUAGAAUUUAUUUUCAACUGAAAAAAAUUACAACGUAUAACAAAUGCAUUUCCUAUCAUUACAGCUCGAGCCCAAGUGAGCGUUACAACAUAACACUCGGUAAUAUCACGUGGGAGACAAGGUGUUCUAUGAGAGGCAUUCCCGGAUGCGGAAAUGGAACCUGGGAACUACUUAUGAGAAUCAAAGGUCCAAGGGUAGUUAAGUCAUGGAUUAAUCACUUUGAAGAAAUGUUAGUGUUUGUAUUGAAUCAUUGUUACAAUGAGUGUUUUGUGUUCUUACGGAAAAAUUUCGUACCCGUUAUAGAGUACUUUCAGAUAUAAUUCCUCUCACUGGACCAGCCAAGCUUCCUAUGGGUCAAUAG
Molecule: messenger RNA, 2160 nt
Organism: Pocillopora meandrina
Lineage: Eukaryota; Metazoa; Cnidaria; Anthozoa; Scleractinia; Pocilloporidae
Source: the annotation of a GenBank genome assembly